Messenger RNA from Triticum aestivum (bread wheat), 944 nucleotides. RefSeq names its product ankyrin repeat-containing protein At2g01680-like. The annotation marks the transcript as partial. Gene Ontology annotation, molecular function: protein binding. Lineage: Eukaryota; Viridiplantae; Streptophyta; Magnoliopsida; Poales; Poaceae. The transcript is spliced from 2 exons. The record is from RefSeq and is a predicted model, not a curated record. Gene Ontology annotation, cellular component: plasma membrane.
AUCUUACAAAUAUGUUGUUAGGAUGGAACAACGCCCUUACAAUACAACAAGAUGAGAAUGGAAGUACACCUCUCCACUUGGUUGCAUCUGUGCUAGGGCAAAGUGACCGACGGACUAUACGUAUACUUCUACUGAAAGCCAAUCCAGACGCAUUGUAUCAACCUGACAACAGUGGACUAUUCCCCAUACACGUGGCUGCAUCCGUGGAUGCAACACUUGCCAUCAGUGAUUUUCUUAAGAAGUCAUCAAGAUGUGCUGGUUUGCGCGAUGCUCGGGGAAGGACAUUUCUUCAUGUUGCAGUUGACAAAAUGAAAAUACGUACUGUCGGGUCUGCUUGCAGAAACCGAUCGUUAUCAUGGAUUUUUAAUAUGCAAGACAAAGAAGGAAACACUGCACUACACCUUGCUAUCCAGAAAGGGAGUCUGACGAUGUUUUGUGCUCUAUUCGGCAAUAGACAAGUAUCGUUAAAUUUAACAAAUGAGAAAGGUGAGACUGCACUAGAUAUAGCACGUUGCAAUGUUCCCGAAGGAGGACUGUAUUACAACCAGAACAGUGAAGUAAAAAUAGACCUCGCACUGAAAUUUGCUGGUGCUAAAUGCGGUAUUUCUCGCCGGGACUAUUUUGAAGAAAAUGAUAUUAUCCAAGAAAGACAGGAUGAUAAUAAAAACAAGGAGAUAGUGAAAGAGGGGACACAAACUCUAUGUAUUGGCUCUGUCCUAAUUGCAACCGUGACGUUUGGUGCAACUUUUGCCAUGCCUGGAGGUUAUAGAGCCGAUGAUCACAUUAAUGGAGGCACGCCAACACUUGCUGGAAGGUAUGCUUUUGAUGCAUUCACCCUGGCCAAUGCACUCGCCUUCACUUUUUCCACAAUGGCUACAAUUUCCCUCAUGGCUUCUGGAUCGUCCUUGUAUAAUCUUCGAAGCCGGAUCAUGCACCUAGGAACG